Oryza sativa Japonica Group (Japanese rice) is the source of this 2412-nucleotide messenger RNA. RefSeq lists its product as uncharacterized. Lineage: Eukaryota; Viridiplantae; Streptophyta; Magnoliopsida; Poales; Poaceae. The record is from RefSeq and is a predicted model, not a curated record.
CCUCCUCCCUCUCCCUCGACACCACCCCCCGUCUCCACCCUCCCCGCCGCCUGCGCGGCGCCGCCGCGGCGAUCCCCACCACGGCGACCCGCGUAGCCGGCGUGUCCUGCUGCUUCCGCCGCGUGUUCUCUCGCCGGUGACCCCUCGGCGCCCAAGUCGACCUCCUCCCCCCCGCCCCCGCGCCCCCUCUGCCUUCCCCCGCUCCCGUCUCCUCCCGAGCUCGCCUCGCCCUCUCGCCCUCCCGCCCGCCCGCCGCCUGCGCCGAUCUCCAUCCGUCCCGCGCGCGUCUACCCCGUCGCCCUGCUGCUUCCGCCUCCGAGGAAGAACAUGCGUGAUCCAUUCAGUGCCCCAGUCGAUUUCAAUAACGAGAAUCACCGUGCUGGAAAUGAGCUUACCAGGACUAACAUGCCGUUGUCUGUUGGGGACUAUGGUUUGCAAAAUGGUGACGCUACAACCUUUGCUGUAAACACCGACACUCUAGUGAGGCAUCAACUCCAGGGUGCAUCCCUCCAGAAUGACUUGACUGCAGAAGAUUCUAUUACUCGUUUGAUGGAUCCAGAAACUAAGGGGUUAUACUUCAGAUCACGGUCACAAGAGGAAGAGAUCUUAUUGCUUCGCAAGCAAAUUGCAGAUGCUUCUGUAAAAGAGCUACAGUUGCUGAGCGAAAAACAUAUUCUGGAGAGGAAGCUUUUUGACUUGAGAAUGGCUGUUGAUGAGAAGCAGGAAGAUGCUAUAUCUGGUGCUUUGAAGCAACUAAGCCAGAAAAAAGGCCAUGUCGAGGAAAAUAUGAGACUAGCAAAUGAUCUGAAAGGUGAGGAAGAAGAGCUAUACUUCUUCACUUCUUCAUUGCUUAGUAUGUUAGCAGAAUACAAUGUUCGCCCACCUCAAAUAAAUGCUUCAGCCAUUACAGCUGGUACAAAGCGUUUGUACCACCAAAUGCAAUGGAAGAUCAAAUAUUUAAAUGACAGUUUAGGUGAGAUAACUCAACCUGGACACAUAUAUAAUAAUCCCAAUCAUCAACAAGCAACGCCGUUGAGGCAUGAACCUUCCUCAUCUUACAAUACGGAUGCAACUAGGAACAAUUUUCAUCAGUAUGCUCAAGAUCCAAAUGACCGAAAUACUGGACAGAUGUACCAUGGAUCCAAUUAUCAUCAGGAAAUAGUAGCUGCUACCCCCUCUAAUUAUUUUGAAGAAAAUAAUGGUCCUAGAGAAGUAAGAUUAGACGACUCACAGUUUUAUAGGCAGGAUAAUCAAGAGUAUUCAGCUGAUGAUGAUCCUUUGCCUGGUAUUGAGGGGUUUCAAAUUGUUGGGGAGCCUAGACCAGGAUUUACAUUAACAGCAUGUGGUUUCCCUACCAAUGGUACCACCCUUUGUAAUUUCCAGUGGGUUAGAUAUCUUGAUAAUGGCACCAGGCAGUCUAUUGAAGGUGCUACGAUGUAUGACUACGUUGUUACUGCUGAUGAUGUUGACACUCUUCUGGCUGUAGACUGCACGCCUAUGGAUGAUAAUACCCGUCAGGGUGAAUUGGUUACAGAGUAUGCUAACAACGGGAGCAAGAUAACUUGCGAUCCGGAGAUGCAGAACACUAUUGAUAUGCAUAUAUCGAAUGGGAGAGCUCACUUUAAUCUUCUUGUGCUGGGAUAUUCUUCUGAUGAGUGGGAACUAGCCAUCUUGACGCUUAAACGAACUGGGUACCAUAUUAAGGUCAAGGAUGAAGUUCUAACCGAAGAGAAAUAUUCAUCAAAUCUACAGACAAAAAUUCCGAAUGGACGCACUACUCAAUUUGUUUUAGUUAGUUCUGGAGGUGUAAAUAUACCAUUUAACACACAGGGAAUAUCAGAACCAAAUAACGAGGAUAGCGAUGUUAGGUUACGUGAUCUAAUCGUAUUGGUCUUGAGAACUUUCCAGAUCUCAUGACAGGUUGAAUCUAAUGCAGGCAUUAGAUGCUAAAAGGAAAGGAAAGGUUUAGACUUGGAUUCUGUGUAGAAGAAUUUUGCUCAUUGUUUUGUGCAGUCUUCACUUUUUGGAUUUUGAGAUGAAAGGACACAUUUUAAGACUUAAAUGGUGGUGUGUAGGCAAAAAAAAAAAGAAGAAGAUCAAAUCAGUGUUAAAAAUGUGUAGUAUGUGUUGUUCUGCUUUUCGCAUUUCUUUUCUUUCCCCAUGUUUUCCCCCUCUGCUAGGUUAUUUAGUUUUAGAGAUACUAUUGUAUUUAAUGAAGUCUGAGAAAAAUCCAAUGCUGUAAGUAAACUUCAGAGGUAUUCUCUGCAGCCAUCUAAUUUUGAUUUAUUAGUGCGACUGCAAUUUUUUUAAUCUCGUCACUGAUGUUGUAUUUAAUUUUGUUCAAUGGAGGAGGUCCUAGACCAUGUGUAAUUUUGUAUAACUUUGGAUUCCCACUGAUCCCGCUGCUGUUUU